This is a messenger RNA of Salarias fasciatus (jewelled blenny), 1800 nucleotides long. RefSeq names its product poly(A) polymerase type 3-like. Gene Ontology annotation, molecular function: RNA binding; poly(A) RNA polymerase activity. The record is from RefSeq and is a predicted model, not a curated record. The transcript is spliced from 18 exons. Gene Ontology annotation, biological process: RNA 3'-end processing. Lineage: Eukaryota; Metazoa; Chordata; Actinopteri; Blenniiformes; Blenniidae. The coding region runs from base 1 to 1800 and encodes 599 amino acids. Gene Ontology annotation, cellular component: nucleus.
AUGAGGAAGACUCAGCGGUUUGGUCCAAGACCACCUCCCAGGCCCCAGCCGCCAAACCGCGGGGUCUCCAGCACCAUGGAGCCCAGCAGCAAGGCUCCACCCACAGAGAAAGACAUCAGCCUGACCAAGAGUCUGGCGAGGUUCAUGGCAGCUGCUGAUGUCUAUGAGGACCGCCUGACCACGAUGACCAAGAAGAAGGUGGCCGAGUCUCUGGGGUCCCUCUUCACUGAGUGGCUGGAUGAGAUGUGUGUCAAGAUGCUUCUCGGCUCUGACAUCGACGCCGUCUGCGUGGGACCCGGCUUCGUCCAGAGGCACCACUUCUUCUCCUCCUUCUGCCGCAAGCUGGCCGCAAAUAAAGAGGUCACCGACAUGCUGGCCUUCGAAAAGGCGCAUGUCCCGGUCAUGAAGCUGACCUAUAAAGGAGAGAAGAUGGACUUAGUGUACGUCCAGUACCCGGAGGACAGCGUCCCGGAAACGGUGGACCUGAUGGACGACGAUCUGGUGAGGGGUCUGGAUCCACGCUGUGUGCGGAGUUUGAACGGCUACAGAGACAGCCAGCAGAUCCUGAGGUGUGUUCCCAACAAGCACCUCUUCCGCACCACCUUGAGGGUCAUCAAGGUCUGGGCCAAAAAGCGUCAGAUCUACUCCAACAGGCUGGGCUUCCUGGGCGGUAUCUCAUGGGCCAUCUUGGUCGCCAGGGUUUGCCAGCUGUACCCCAACGCCACCGUGGCGGCUCUGGUGACCCACUUCUUCCGGCUCUACAGCACGUGGGACUGGAACAACCCGGUGCGCCUGAGAAAUGAGAACAGGGAGCUCCCUUCCUGGGAUUCCCAGGCUCCCUGGAGCGACCGCUUCCCCCUGAUGCCCAUAAUGACCCCAGCGUUCCCCCAGCAGAACUCCACCUUUAACAUGGCCAAGUCCAACAUGGCCGUCAUCACCCAGGAGUUUGUCCGAGGCUGGAGCAUCACCGAGGAUGUCUACAGCGGAAGAGCUGAGUGGGCCAGACUCUUCCAGAUGGAGGACCUCGGGCAGAAGUACCAGGUGGGCUUGGUCGAGGCCAAAGUCCGGAUUCUGGUGGGAUAUCUGGAUAAGGACUGGCAGAUCUCCCUGGUCCGUACCAUCCCAGAGCCCUCUCCAGAGGAGAAGAGCACCAGGUGGAGGCUGGGACUGCUGCUCAACCAGGAAGUCCUGAGACGGCCGCUGGACAUCACCGCUGUGCUGCACAGGUUCACUGAAUAUGUGUACAUGUUCGCCAGGAAAUGUGGCGACCUGGAAGACGGCAUGACGCUCUCCGCCUCAGUGACCAGCAGGGGCCAGCAGGUGUGUCGUCCUGCAGCUCAGAAGAGAAGACUCAGCCAGGAAUCUUGGAAUGUGGCAAAGAAGGCCAAAGUGGACACGGCAGAGGCGCCAGAGCUGCUGUUCACCCCAGAGUCUGUCCUGGGGAGGGACCGUCUGGCUGUGUCUCCUCCACCAAGAGACCCCGGAGUCCUGAGCUUCAGGCACCGGCGGCCAAAAUCCCCCGACACACCUGAUGUGGAGCGGCUGGACUCCAGGGAAAAGCCAGUCCAGCCCAGACGCAUGAAGAGCGUCAUCAAGCUGAGACGCCCCAGGAGCCCUCCAGCUCCAGACGCCAUGAGCGACAGUGAUGAUGACGGCGUUCCCACCCUGUCUGCUCACACUCUGGCCGCCCUGCAGGAGUUUUACAGCGAGACCAGGACCGGUCUGGACCGCAGCGCCCAAACGUCAGACCAGUUCGCGGUGGGAGCGGUGGAGGAGGACUGGGUGAGUUCUCUGGAUUGA